UGGAUAAGUAAGGUGUCCUACUAACUUUUGAAAUGUAUUAUGUAGAUAUAUGUAUGUAUGCCUUUUGGAAUAUGAUAUGAAUGAAAAAGUUUCUGCUAAACCUUCUUUGUUUUCUCUGUAGUUUCAAAUAACUAACAGAUGGGAGCAGCACAUGGUUUUGCCUUCUACCAGAAAUUCUUCAUUCAAUGGUUUCAAAUUACUGGCACUGGUGUGAGCUGAUAGCUUAACUAAUAGGUCCAAUUUGCUGCCAACCAAAGUGAAGAGAUGAACUUAUCACCAAUUUAUGGCCCCAUGUUUACAUGAACAACAGGCAUCAGCACAUGGCUUUCCUCUUAUUGUUAGUAGCAAAACUUCGUCUCUAACUACAAGGCCUGUCUACAACCUCUUGUAUAAAUAAUCCCCCUUUCAUGAGUCUUUCAUCCUAAAACAAGCAUUAUCACUUCUGUCCUUUAAGGUCCCUUAAAUUUCUAGUUUUAUUUCUUGUUUUACAAUCUUCCAGAGAAGAGAUGAUGCUCAGUAAAAAGAAACUCAUCACCAUGGUCAAGAGAUGGCAAAAGUUCGCCGCCAAGCAGAGGAAGAGGAUUUCAUUUCCAAGAAAUGAAACUAAUACAGACAGUUGCAGUACAUCCUCAUCCUCUAUAGUUGAAAAAGGCCACUUUGUAGUCUAUACAAUUGAUCAAAGGCGCUAUGUGUGUCCCUUGGCUUACCUUGAAAAUGAGGCCAUUGCGCAACUUCUAAACGUGUCUGAAGAAGAGUUUGGGCUACCAAGUGUUGGCCCUAUUACAUUACCCUGUGAUUCAGCUUUCAUGGACUACAUCAUUUCGCUAAUAAAGAAAGACAUAGCUGUUGGAGAUCUUCACAAAGCAUUGUUCCUCUCAAUUCCUUCAUGUUGUUGCACUUCAACUUCUUAUUUGCACCAAGAAAGUGGAAACCAACAGAUUCUUGUUUAUUGAGUCAUUGAUAUCAUGUUCUGUAAGUGAUAGCUCAAAAUAGAUUGUAUAGCAGGUGAAUAGACAACUGAAACAUUUUAUUGUUACAGAUGGAAUAGAGCUUUAACAUUCUCAUCUUGGGGUAGUACUGCUAUUUUAAUGCAGGCAAUCAACUUUGUCCAUCAAAACUUGCAGAUAUACGAACCACGCCAACACAAGUCUAAAUGACAUGGAAAUUCAUUGUAAAGAGUUCAAACAAAGUGAAAAAAUAAAAUGUUCCUCUUUCAGAUUCUCUUUGCAGUUAAAUUUCAUACUUGAUCA
Molecule: messenger RNA, 1250 nt
Organism: Lycium barbarum (goji berry)
Lineage: Eukaryota; Viridiplantae; Streptophyta; Magnoliopsida; Solanales; Solanaceae
Product: auxin-responsive protein SAUR68-like
Exons: 1
Coding region: 507-953 (148 amino acids)
Biological process (GO): response to auxin
Source: RefSeq, a predicted model, not a curated record